UAUGUUGGUCAACAUGGUUAUGAUGUGUUUAAUGUUCAAAACCAACAACUGUUCUUACUGUGAGAACUUUUGAUCUACUAAGAAAGUGAAACUAUUACAGGCUUAGAAGAUCAUGAGUCUGUUGAAGAGAGUUAUGUUGACAAUAGAAACAGGUUAGAAAUGUCUCAUGAAACCCUUCAAAAUGCUGGUGUAUCAGCGAAUCAAACUCGUUAAGCUAAAGAGAGUCGUGUGGACGACGUGAUUCGUGUUUCCCACGAGAAUCGUGGAUAUAAUGUGGGACAAGUUGCUAAUCAGUGUCGUGUUGUUGAAGAAUGGAAGUCUUCGGAGUUUCAUGAAAACGGAAAAAAGGAAAGUGGUAAUUUCAAUGUUGAUGAUAACUAUGGAGAAUAUGUGAAGCUAAAGUCCAAUGCUCCACUACGUACAGAGAGGUUACAGCCAAUCAACUUCUCUUCCAAGGAGACAGCCGCAAUGACGUCACGUAGUAUGGCGUCACAUGACAACCGUUCAAGAAACAUGAUGCCCAGUGAUUCAGUGAGAAAUUAUACCAACAUGGGCUACAGUCAAUAUGGCGAUGAUGUGUUUAGUGUUGGUCAUCAACAACCUGUUGUUGUUGUGAGAACAUUUGAUCAUCCAGGAAAGUCGUACUAUUACAGACGAAAGAGAUCAUUGCCAAGAAACCACUCAAGACUGAACUACAAAAAAUCUUUUAAAUCUUCUACGACUCGCAGACGAAAACCUUUACCAUCUGCCUGGACAAUAAACCUUCGAAAUUCGCCGCCAAGACAUGAAAAUUAUGAAGAUGUUCACUCUUAUUACUUACCACCUAGAAGAAAAGCCAAAUAUCAAGGCUCAACUCGUACACGAGAUUACAUGAAUCACGAAAUGAAAGUUGAUGAAGCUAAAAAUCAUGGUUCUGGUGAUAGUAAAAGAUACAUUGUUGAAAACCGUCCAAAACUAUCCCAUGCUAAAAAUGCUAAAACCUCGACUUAUUACAAAAUUUCUGGUGGAUUGCAACUCAGCUCACAUUCAGAUACGUCAGAAGUAGAUUAUAAAUCAUCGCCUAUCCUUCACGACCAAAUUAAGAAUCAAAAUUUUCAAGCAAUUUAUUCCGACAAAAAGUGGGAAGAGAAAUCACAUGACCCAGAAAUCUUGUCCAUUGUCAGUGGCAGUGAGUUUUCUGAAUUCUUACCCACUCCUCCACGGCCAAGCGACAGCCAGUCAGAUAUCUCUACGGAUGGAUAUUCCCGUGGUAGUUAUAAAUCAUUUAAAAACAAACUUGAAAGAAACGUUAAAGAAAACAGGGAGGUUGUUGUUGAAGACAGAAGUCAAUCAGAUCAUGAAAAACAUAAUGAAUCAUUUGAAGAAACUUUAGAGCGUUUACGAUAUGGCGAGACGCGUGAGAGGAAUGGAAACGAAAGUAGAAAAAACGUCGGUUCAUUUAAUAAAGAAACGAGCAGUUCAUCGUGGACUCAUAAUGACAGCGGUUUUAGAAAGAAACAUCAUGUGCCAAUAAAUGGUGUUCAAGUCCUACCACCAGAACUAAUUUUUAUUCAGUUUGAAAGUAGCGAUGAAGAGAAAGAAAAUUGAAGAUGAAUGAUUUAUUAAGAAGCUAUUUUAGACUUAUAAAUGGUUCACUUUAUUUGGUGAAUUUACUAUCUAUGUAAUAUCUUUCUAUUUAUUUUUCAUACAUUUGAAGGACAUUUAAA
Xenia sp. Carnegie-2017 is the source of this 1706-nucleotide messenger RNA. RefSeq lists its product as uncharacterized. Lineage: Eukaryota; Metazoa; Cnidaria; Anthozoa; Malacalcyonacea; Xeniidae. The coding region runs from base 469 to 1587 and encodes 372 amino acids. The record is from RefSeq and is a predicted model, not a curated record. The transcript has 4 exons.